AUGUCCCGCCAAAUCCACCAACCAAUCCACCCCACCAUCCGCCCCCUCCUCAAUCCCGAAUACAUUGCCUUCCACGACGCCCACUUCCAAUACGUUAUCCCCGACGAGGAACAAACAUGGGAUCCCUCCGCACGCACAGCACCACGACCCUGGCCAUCUACCACACUCGCACAUACGCCGGUCGGCAGCAUACAGGAUAUACCCCUAACCAACUUCCCCAUCCGAAGCUUCACACCCACUGCGCCGAAACCACCCGGCGGAUACCCCGUCUUCAUCUGGUUCCACGGCGGCGGGUGGGCGGUUGGUGGGCUUGACGACGGGAAUGACCUGUGCACGAUGGCAUGUGAGACAGCAAAGUGUGUGGUUGUCACCGUCGGGUAUAGGCUUGCGCCUGAGAAUCCAUAUCCGGCUGCCGUGGAGGAUGCAGUCGCCGCGUUGCAGUGGGUCGCUAGUCCCGAGGGAUCGAGUACUCUUAACAUCGACCCCUCGCGAAUCGCAAUCGGGGGCACGUCAGCCGGCGGGAAUCUCGCUGCUGUUCUAUCACUAAAAGCUACGGCACUCUCCCCUCCCGUCGCCAUCCGUGCGCAGAUCCUCGUCGUCCCCGUCAUCGACAACACGGCUACCGUUGAGACCAUCUGGGCGGCGAACCAGCAUGCGCCUUUACUCACGCCCGCGCGCAUGGAGUGGUAUCGAGCCAUGUACCUCCCCAACGCAUCCGACGCACGGAACUGGGACGCAUCGCCGAAUCUUGCGCCGGUGGGAUUGUUAGCGAAGAGCCCGAGGACGUGGAUUGCGGUUGCGGGGCAGGAUUUGGUUGCGCUGGAGGCGAUGCUGUUUGCAGAGCAGCUGGAAAGGGCGUGGAAAGAAGAAGGAGUUCAGGGACGGGAUGUCACAGUGAAGGUUUAUGAAGGGGGCACGCAUUCGAUUUUGGCUAUGGCUGGUAGGUAUACUUGA
Messenger RNA from Aspergillus calidoustus, 954 nucleotides. Lineage: Eukaryota; Fungi; Ascomycota; Eurotiomycetes; Eurotiales; Aspergillaceae. The record is from the annotation of a GenBank genome assembly.